Messenger RNA from Rubroshorea leprosula, 2118 nucleotides. Lineage: Eukaryota; Viridiplantae; Streptophyta; Magnoliopsida; Malvales; Dipterocarpaceae. The record is from the annotation of a GenBank genome assembly.
GGGUAUAAAAGGCUGGAGGAGAUGGUGAGGGCGUACCACAUCCCCCAGACCAUACUGCUGCGGACGGGCGGGCAGAACGAAAGGGCCUGCACAGUGUCACCGACGGGCUGGAUACCAGUGUAUGCGGACCACUUCGAUGCCGGACUGCGGUUUCCUCUGCCCGGCUUGAUAUUCGAUCUGCUCGCAAAAUACGAGCUGGCGUUGACGCAACUAACGCCCAACAGCAUAAGGUUCAUUAUUGGCUUUAUGCUGUUGUGUGCGCGACUAGAGGUACCAGCCAAAGCGAUAGUGUUUAGAUCGCUAUUCCAGUGCCGGCUGUGUCCGAACUCACAAGGAGCGAGGUGGUAUUACCUCUCUGGGAGGGACAAGAGCCAGCUCUUCAAAAAUGUGAGGAAUAAGGUGGCGAGGUGGAAGAAGCAGUUUAUUUUUGUUCGCGACACGCGAGCAGAAAGGAUAAGCAACGACCUCGCUGCCAGGCUGUCUGAGUGGCGCACACCAAACGCCCACAUCAACUACCCCCAGCUGCUGCCCCGGGAUGUCGAUCUGAAGAACCAGCUGCUUCACGAAGGUAUAUUUUUAUCAUGUAACUUAGAUUCUAGUCGAGCUGAGGCUUAUGCAUUUUUUUGUGCAGGAGAAAUGAGCAGCAUCCUAGAGCGCCAACGACAACGUGCCCAAGCCUCACGAGGUCGCGGGGGUAGCAGCGGGCAACCCAAGCAGACGCGAUUUGACGAGCGGCCACCCCCAGCGCCUCAGUCACGUGGCUCGUCACACAGGGGAUCCAGCUCGUCGACAAGGCCCCGAGCAGAGCAUCGAGCUGAGGCUUCAGCUCCGAGCGAGCGUAGGCGCGCACGCGAGGAGACGGAGAGUGAAGAUGAGGUCCCCCUAAUACGACGCAGAACAAGCGGGGGGACUCAGCCUGCACAGGCGGCCCGUCCUGUAACUGUGCGUUCUCCAAGCGCACCGUCAGGGACUGUGCGGGCAGCAGUGGAGCCCGCCUUUGCUCCGACCUCAACAUCUGGCCCUAGGAUUGCUUAUCCUGAGGGCUUCAGCUAUAUAAGGGCGGAGUGCCAACCCGCCAUGGUGCAGGCCAUGCACAGCUUCGUGCCACCCAUGGACAAUAAGCGGGCGAAGGCUUUUGUGCAGCAGCAUGGCGGGCAGGUCGCCAUGAUAAAAUUGAUGGAUGCGUUCAGCUACGCGGUAGCACUGUACGAGAGCGAGCAAGCUGCUCGUACAGAGAAUACCGAGCUCGGUUCGAAGUGCAAGCAGCUGGCCAUGGAGAAGGCUAGCCUUGUGGACGAUGUGAAUCGUCUGCAAGGCUCUGAGAUGGCGAACCGAGCCGCGGCUGCUGAGAGCCGGGCGGACGAGCUCGCCCACAAGAUCGAUGAGCUCAAGGAGGAGCUAGAGCGCGCCCAGGCCGAGCGAGAGAGUGGAAUUCAAGCAGCCAAGGAUGAGGCCGGUCGGGUUGAAGAGCGGGCAAAGAAGGCUGAGGCCGACAGGGAUCAUGCUCAGCACGAGCUGAGCUCCUUUAGGCACCAGGACGCUGUGGCGGUGGCGUCGGCAAAUGUAACCACGGAGAUCUACAAUGAGAUCCGUGGGAAAGUACUGCAGCACCGCCCAGAUUUUUCGAUCCGCGAGCUGGUGUUUUUUGACGAGGAGGAGCUGGACGAACAGGGUAAGAGCCUGGCUCCCCUUGCUGACACUACUGUGAAGCUGAGGUGGGACUUGAACGAGGAGGGCGUGCCCGUCUGGCCGCCGUCCGUGCUGGAGGACGGUGAGGAUCCAGCAGGACUGCCCUCGUUCGAUGCAUGGGUGGAAGGUGCUCCUGUAGCUGAGCAGGAGCCUUCAAGCACCCCGCCCAACUCUCAGCCAGCCGUGGUGCCAGCCAGCUCGCCCGUCAGCGUGCCAGCGUCUGAGCUCGCCGCCCGAUCUCCUCCUGCUCGUUCACCUGCAGCUGCGGCGAACGCAUCCAUGCCCGUCGAUCUGACGGAUGACUAGGCCUAGGAAUUUCUAUUUUAUUUUUUGUAUUUUUGUUUUGGCCUUUUUGUAUUUGAUCGACGGAUUCAGAUCGCCUGUGCUUUUAAUGUAAUAUCGUUGAUGGAAUACAAAAAUGAAUUUUGU